Molecule: messenger RNA, 696 nt
Organism: Capsicum annuum
Lineage: Eukaryota; Viridiplantae; Streptophyta; Magnoliopsida; Solanales; Solanaceae
Exons: 3
Coding region: 1-696 (231 amino acids)
Molecular function (GO): nucleic acid binding
Source: RefSeq, a predicted model, not a curated record
AUGAAGAGGAACAUAGCAAAAUUUAUGUCAAAAUGUGCUACGUGUCAAAAAGUUAAGAUAGAACACCAAAUGCCCAGUGGUGUGAUGCAAGAGCUUAGCAUUCCUACUUUGAAAUGGGAAGAAGUGAAUAUGGAUUUCGUGGUUGGUUUACCUUCUUCUCGUUGCCAUCAUGAUUCAAUUUGGGUUGUAGUAGAUCAGUUAACGAAAUCAGUUCAUUUCUUGCCUGUGCAUUCAUCUUUUACAGCUGAAGACUAUGCUAGAUUGUAUAUUCGGGAACUCGUCAAACUUCCUGGAAAAAUGCCUCCACAUCGAGCUCGCAGAAACAACAACCAACGUCAACUCGUUGAUCCGUUACAUGAGACGGUAUCCCUUGCUGAAUUUCAAGCAGCUUUUCAGACACUAGCCCAGGUAGUUACCGCCAAUACUCAGGCCAACGUUCCACCUCCGCAGGAAAAUAAUUCGGCAGCAGCACAAAUUUGUGACUUUAUGUGGAUGAAUCUACCAGAGUUUAUGGGACGAGAGCAGGUUUCACCUAUGAAAAGGUUGAAAAGGUUUGGAAAGAAAGGGAAACUUAGUCCCUGUUACGUUGUCCCUUAUAAGAUUCUAAGCCGUAUUAGGAAGGUAGCUUAUGAGGUUGAUUUGCCCGCGGAGUUGUCUAAUGUUCUCCCGAUUUUCCAUGUAUCCAUUCUUAAGUGA